AUGAGGGACGGGGAUGCGGGGCAGCAGCCACGCCGCGCACAGGUAGAGCCGGGGCGGCUCCUCCGCCUCCUGUCCUGCGUGGUCCUUGUGUGCGGAGCGGAGGUCGCGGCUCUCGCCGACUUCUCAGGCUACCUAACGAAGCUCCUGCAGAAUCACACCGCCUAUGCCUGCGACGGGCAGCACCUGAGCCUGCACUGCCCUCGGCACUCAACCAUCAGUGUUCAGUCAGCAUUUUAUGGGCAGGACCACCACAUGUGCAGGGCUUGGGAGCCUGAGACCAGGAUGGCAGCACCCAGGAACUGCGUGGCACCCACCUCUUUGCAGAAAGUACUGGAUGAAUGCCAAAACCUGAGAUCCUGCCAACUCCUUGUCAAUAGUCGGGUUUUUGGGCCUGAUCUGUGUCCAGGGACCACUAAAUUCCUCCUUGUCUCCUUUAAAUGCAAACCUACUGAAUACAAAACCAAAUCAGCAUGUGAAAACCAGGAACUGAAGCUCCACUGUCAGGAAUCCAAGUUCCUUAUCAUCUACUCGGCCACCUACGGCAGAUGGGCACACGAGGAGAGCGUCUGCUCAACAAAGGCGGAGCACACACCCCCCUUUGACUGUUUGUCCUACACAGCGCUGGAAGUGUUAUCGAAGAGGUGUUACGGGAAACAGAGAUGCAAAAUCAUUGUCACUAGCCGGGAGUUUGGAAGUCCGUGCCUACCUGGAGUGACAAAGUAUCUAAAUGUCAGCUAUGCAUGUGUUCCUAAAUUUAUCCUCACGGCUGUCAACCCCUUGGUCCCUGAUAACAAAUCUUCCAUCAAACAGAAUGAUGGUGUCGACCUUGAUCCAAAGGAAUCGAGACUCCCAAAGAAAGAUGGAACUAUUGUUAGCUCUAACUACUUGGCUACAUUUGCAUACAUCAGAGAUCACCCUGAAAGAGCCGCUCUCCUGUUUGUGUCCAGCGUUUGUGUGGGACUAAUCCUCACACUGUGUGCCUUGGUGAUCUGCGUGUCGUGUCCUAGGGACAUCCAGAAACUGCACAGGAAGAGGGAUCAGCUGGUGCCAGAGAGUGCCGGAGCCUACCAGAGCAGUGGCCAGGAGGAGGAAGAGGAGGGGGAGGAUUCCUCCCUCUCAAGCAGCCAGGAUGAGACAGACAGACUUUACAGACCUCCUUACUCAGGUUAUAACUCAGCAGAGGCAGCAGAACUGGCUGAAAGGAUUGAGCGCAGGGAGCAGAUCAUACAGGAAAUUUGGAUGAACAGUGGUUUGGAUAUGACACCUCCUAGAAAUAUGAAUACAUUUUAUAUUAAUGAACAAUAAAUGGCUUAUUUUGGAUGACACUCUAUCCCUUUUUAAAAAAAGAGAAAAAAAAAUGUACCUUCUGUGAAGGAACAUUUGUAUCAGUGAAUAUAAUUAUUUGUAAAAUAAAAAGAAACAUAUGCAAUAAAAAGAGGGGUUUCAUGCCCUUGACUGUC
This is a messenger RNA of Sturnus vulgaris (Common starling), 1460 nucleotides long. RefSeq names its product eva-1 homolog C (gene EVA1C). Lineage: Eukaryota; Metazoa; Chordata; Aves; Passeriformes; Sturnidae. The record is from RefSeq and is a predicted model, not a curated record. Gene Ontology annotation, molecular function: carbohydrate binding.